AUGAUCUCUCUCCCCUCUACUUUUCAUCAAUCAUACACAAUAAAGUGGUCAGACACUUCUUUGUCUUUCUUUCUGCAUAAGCUGAUAAUAGCGUAUUCUAGGUGCAUCAUUGUCCCUCUCUCUAGAGACGGCAUUCACCCUUCCGAAUUUUUAAAGCUUAUACAACAUGGCUGCUCUUGCAGAAUUUCCAUCCGUUCUUCAACAAAAACAAAAAGACGAUCAAACACAUUUUGAUAAUCAUAACAAUCAUCACGAUCUCUCAUCAACACAAGGAGCAAAAGCAUACAGAGAACAUUUAGCAGAGAUACAGAGACGAUCACAGCUUCACUCAGCCUUAUCAAACGAUUCAUCAUUGUUUGCAUCCUCGCAUAAAGGUCUUUCCCAAGCAGAGAUGAUGGCUGCACAACAACAUUUAGGUUUCUCGCCCAUUCAACAAAUCAAAUCAGAAAGAAGUUUAGACGAUAGCGGAAUGAUUUCACCACAAGAUCAAACGCAAUGGCAAGAUGACCAGGAACAAUUCCUAAGAAAUCUGUUAUCGACACCGUUGGAGGACGUAUCCCACUCCAUGUCAAGCACAAGUGGCGCAAGUUUCCACUCACAAUCCCCUCCACAACCAAAUCCGGGAAGCAUUUCCGGUGACGACGCAGGAAGAUACAGCAGUCUCAGUCCAGUCAGUUCAACGGGUUACCAAAGCUUGCACGACUUCAUUCACGGUGGAAGUAUAAGCAGUAGUAGUACUGCAAGUGGCAACGGAAUGCCUUUUGGAGGAUUCCCCACUCCACCCGACGGAGAUGCAAAAGGAUCUGCAUUACACUUGUCACAUUUAAAGCAGGAUCCAAUGUCGAAUCAAUACGACUAUGCACAAGGACAACAUCCUGGAUUGAUGGAUGCAGGAGCGAUAAACUUUUUCAUGAAUACGAUCGCCAAUCAAAACGGACAACAAAUUCAAGAUCAACAAAAGUUCACCAGUCAAGUCCCGCCACACAUCAUGGCACAACACAUGGCAAUGCACGGCAACCACAACAUUUCCCUUCCAAUGAACAUCAAUGGAACAAUGAAUGCUAACUCACAAAUGCCGAUGCAAUCUUUCGCAUCCGACAAUCAACAAUUCAAUUUCCAAGCGCCAGGUGGAAUGCAAUCCAACUUUAACGGUUUACUCAACCAACAAGCACAGAUGCAACAAUAUCCAAUGGAUCCCUCUACCGAUCCAAGAAAGCGAUCGGCACCAAUGCCUUCGACAUCCAAUGAUGCACUCUUGCACGAGCAAAUGCAAACAAACGCUCAACCAAACAACAAGAGACCAAGAAAGUUGUCCGCCAAAGAAGCUGCAGCACAACAACAUCAGCAACAGCAGCAGCAGUCUUCUGUACCAUUGUACGGUGCAAUGCAUGGUGCAACAUCAUUCAUGCCUCGAAUGGAAGUUGGAAGUAACGCAACAGCUUUGGCAGCCAUUGAACGAUUAAAGGCAAAGAAACGUGCAGAACAAGAAAUGAAGGCACAAAACGCAAAAUUGGAAGAACAACACAAAUCCAACAGAAUGAAUGCAGGUAUGAUGAACAAUGGUAUCGGAUCUUCCUCGAAUGGCAUGCCGAUCAUCAAAAGCGAAAAGAAAGUCGCGCACAAUGCAAUCGAACGUCGUUACAGAAAUAACAUCAACGCACGUAUUGCCGCACUCAGAAAUGCUGUUCCCGCCCUUCAUGAAUUGCGACCUAAACGUCCCACCAGAAGAGGCAAAGAAGCACCUCCAGAAGAUCUCGUGGAUGGUGUUCCAGCUGCAACAAAGUUGAACAAGGCGACAAUCUUGGGUAAAGCAACCGAGUACAUUCGCUACUUGAAAGGACGUGAAACCAGAUUGGUGUCUGAAGUGGCAGGGUUACGUGAAUUGAUCAGAAGUUUGGAAGGAGGUGAAGAAUUGUUGGACUUGUGGCAAGGUGAAAUGGAACGUGUUGUUGCUGAACAAGAAGCAAUUGCCCGCGCUGCAUUCGCUCUUGAAGAUGACAGUCUAGACAUCGGAGACGAUGAAGACGAAGAGGAUGACGAAGACGACAUGGAACCACACAAAAUCUCUCGUUCUCCUGCUUCAAACAGAUCCUCAUCUUCACGGUAUAUGAUGGGUAUCUUUAUGGGCUUCAGCAUUCUUGGAGGUGGAGCAGAAGUGUUGCACAACGAGAAUGCAGCCUCAACAAGCACAUCCUACUCUCCCGCUGGUCAUGCUCAUCACGUUCUACGUGCUUCAAGCGGUAGAGUUAUUGGUGCAAGUCAUCAAUUACUCAAACGUGGUAUGCAAGCAACCAAUGUCAAGUUCGGAACGCUUGCACAUGAACCACAUCACUUUGACCAUGUACCUCAUCAUCUUUUGAUCGUUGAAGUUUUGCGUGGUGCAACAUUGAUUGCAUGCCUUGUCUUCAUCUUCUGGCCAUUGAUCUCCAGCUUCUUGCCAAGACAAGAGCCUGAAAAGCCCAUGAAGAGACGUCGUCAAUCGAACAAGCCUGUCUUUAUCCAAGAAAACGAGGCUUCAAUCGCUCUAGAACGCAAGAAGAUGUUGAUGAUACUAGCUGAUUCGGCUUCUAGCCCUCAUCAGGUGGACCUUGCUAUGCGCAAAUUCGUUCGUGCUCCAAACGGAGUGGUCAGCAGCACAUUGAGCCUGGUAACUCUGAGCGUGAAGGAAAUUCUCCAUCGUUCGGGUUUGUCACCACGGGUCAAACGUUCUCAUGAUGAAGAACGUGCAGCAAUCUGGUCAAGACUCUUAGAGUUGGAAACAAGCUUGGGUCCUUUGGCACAAAGAAGUCUUCUUGCACGAAUGCAUACGCUUCUCACGGUUUCAACAUCUUCUUUCGUUGGAUUUGGCACACAAUCCGGUUUACCUCUCUUGCAUCCUGCACGUGUGUAUGGUACUUUGGCUAUUGCUUUGGUUCGUGCUUCCAGCUCAAAUGCGAUUGUCACAUCUUUCGCUGAUCGUUAUUGGACAAUGGCAAGAAGAUGUCGUCUCUUGGCUGCAGAUGGAGGUGUGGAUGAAAACAAUGUGACUCAAGUGACCGAUCGAUGGUUAGAUCCCGUUUUGGAAUUAUCCCUCGUCGAUGCUGUUUCUCUUUGCCCAAUUCCAACACAAAUCGCUUCAUUCUUUUCUCAACACAGCGAUUCAAACACCCGUGCAACCAUGGUUUCUCCAUUGCUUUGCAUUGCUGCAAGUCAACAUAGCAAACAAUUGGCCACCAUCUGGAGUACGUUAUUGUGCCAAAUUGCGAAGACCACAUGCCCAAGCAACUCUGUCUCAAGUGAGCAAGGCGAUGAUCAUUCUCGCUCUCCUACCUGCGCUGAUUUCGUCAAACAUCAUGCAGGCGUCAAGAUUGCUUUACCAAUCCUGAACGAUUUAGGUGACCGUGAUCGAUUGACCAGUCAAAUCACACGAUUAACAUUAACUGCACCACGUUGUCCACGAUUGCAAAUCAUUUGCAAUGUCACUUUUGGUACUUGGGCUUUGUUGUUGGGCAAUGGAUCAGUAGCAAAAGAUGUUGCUGUUGCGCUUGCGCGAACAGGAGAAGAAGAAGUACUUGCAAUGCCUGCCUGUGCAAAAGCUUUCAUCGCUUUGGUAUUAGGUGGAGGAGUGCUACCACAAAAAGGCAAAGGAGAAGACGGCGAAGUCGAAAUUGCUGAUAUCUUACAGAAAUCUUUGUCUGUUGGCGCUGUGCCAAUGAAUGAAGCAGAUGCUUUGGCGGCUGCAACACUUUCAUGGCUCUCCUUCUUGCGUACUCUCUCAACAUACUUGUCUGAAGACUCCACAAAGACAGACGGUAACAAGAUUGCUCAAAGUACGAUUUCCAUUCGUCGAUUAUUGGCAAGUGCACGUGCUUGUCGACCAAUCUUGACAGAAGAAUCUUUGAUCGAAUUGAGAGAUGCAAGUCCAGUGUAUGCAAAACAAUAUCCAUCAGGCCAUCGUGAUAGCUUGGCAUCAACAUUGUCUACCGCUCCUUCUGUGACGGUGAGCGAAGCAGGUUCGAUAACGAACGAAUACACUGCCAAACUUGCCGCUCAACAUAAUUUCGAUGAUGCUUUGGACACUUUGACGGAUAUCUUGGCAGUUUUGGGUAAGCGAGCUGCAAGCGGAGGUGAAUUCUCCAAAGAGAAGCUCUUGCAACCUGAUGAGAAUGUCGAUUCUGGUGUCGAAUGGACACUGUGAGGGCAUUUUCUAGUUCUAAAUCAUUCAUCAUUUUCUGCUUUUCUGAUGUUGAUACCAUCUUAUAAUUGUACAUAUGUAGAUAUAUUUUCGAUACGUUUGCAGAAGGAAAUAAUAUUUGUUUUUUUGUCAUCACGAGGUUUACU
Messenger RNA from Meira miltonrushii, 4320 nucleotides. RefSeq lists its product as uncharacterized. Gene Ontology annotation, molecular function: protein dimerization activity. The record is from RefSeq and is a predicted model, not a curated record. NCBI's taxonomy places the organism in Eukaryota, Fungi, Basidiomycota, Exobasidiomycetes, Exobasidiales, Brachybasidiaceae. The transcript has a single exon. The coding region runs from base 167 to 4177 and encodes 1336 amino acids.